AUGGAAAAUCCAGGCUCUACAGAACACAAAUUGGUCACAAUUCACACUGAAGUUUAAGAAGGAAACAAUAUGAUCAAGAAAAAUUAGUAAAAAGGGGCUUAAUCACUUCUUUAAAUAGAAGAAAGUCAUAACAUGAAGAGUGAUUUGAUGAUGUUAGAUGAUAAAAGUGUUAUGAAAUAAUCGCAUCACUCAAUAUUGUCUCACUAAAAUUAAAAUUUAUAAAUAUAAAACAAUCAAUUAAUAAAGAGAGCAGUUUCUAAUAAAAGUAUUAAUUUUUAAGAUCAAAAAUAAAAUGAAAUUUUAAAAGCUUAGAAUAGUGGCUUUCCUCAUGAUUUUAACUAAAACGAGUAAGAAUUAAAUCUUGUAAAUGAUCCUUUUAAAAUAAACUAGAACGACUAAAAAAUAAUAACAGAGAACUUUGUAACUAAGUUCACAAAUGAAUUAAAACAUCAAACAAGUAAUUAGCGAGAACAAAUAAAAAUAUCAAUUAAUCUUAGCAUAAUUGUUAAACUUAUAAAGGCUGUCAAAGUAUUUAAAUCAUUUCUUAUUCCUUAAAAGAUACCUUCUAAAUAAGCUCGAAUAAUUUAUGAUUUAUCAUACUAUGAUAUUUAACAAAAACACCACAGUAAGAAAAAGAAUAAUUCUUUAAAAAAUGCUUACAAAAAAUUCAUUUUGUACUCUUAAAAGUAGAAUAAAAUCUCUGUAUUUUACAAUAAAGCUAAAGAAGAGGUCAGUCAGUUCACAUAAAAGUUUUUUAAGUUUUUGGAUGAAAAUUUUCCAGUAAUUUAUACAUUCAAUCCUUUAAAAGUGAUAUUUGAUAUUUUCAAGAUACUUGUAACUAUUUUUGCUAUAUUCAUUAAUACAGUAGAAGUUUGCUUUGAUUUGAAUUUUAGUGAAUUAUAUCCUGACGUUUUACCUAAAAUUAGAUAUUCAAUUAUAACUUUUUAUGCAAUUUGCAUGUUUCUAAGUUUAAAUACAUCAAUAUACCACAAAGGGUUAACUGAGUAGAAAAGAUUAAAAAUAUUUAAAAUUUAUGUUUCCAAAAGAUUUAUUUCUGAUGCUUUAUCUAUAAUAUCAUUUGUUACUUUUGAUUCGAUAUAAAGAGUCUUUAGAGAUCUUAUCAAGCUAUUUAUACUGGCCCAAAUUUAAGUUGCUUCAUAGAAGUUAUAAAAUUUUUAAGAUUUCUCACAUACAAUGUACAAUAAGAAGCUAUUCUACGUAGUGAGAUUAGUAAAGCUCUUACUUGUUAUUAUAUUUGUUGCUCAUUUUGUUGCUAUCUGUUUUUAUGGACAAACUCUUAUUUUUGAAUUUUCUAAUGAUCCGAAUUGGGUAAAUUCAAGCAAUUUGAUAAACACAAGAGAUGUUUGGUACAUAAAGUACAUCUUUGCUCUAUAUUUUUCAGUAACGACUAUGAUGACAGUCGGAUAUGGCGACAUAACACCAAAAAAUGUGUAUGAAGCUAGUCUUUGUAUUAUAUGCAUGUUCAUAUCAUGUGGUGUAUUCGCAUAUAGCUUUAAUUUAAUAGGAUUGAUCAUUUAAGACAUGAAUAAAAAAGAAAGAUACUUCAAGAAAAAGAUAAACAAAGUAAAUCUCUAUUUGUAAGAUAGAAAUAUAGAUGACGAACUCAAAAAUUAGGUUUAGAAAUUUUAUGAAUACAAAUUUAAACACAGCAAAAUUCUUACAAAAGCUGAUGAGGAGUAAAUCUUGUAGGAGAUUUCACCGUAUUUGCUUGAAAAAAUAAUAUUUCAAACUAAACAGAAGAUUUUGAAUAGUGAAAAGAAAAUAUUUGCUAGAUUUUCUGAGCAGUUUAGAAAUGAGCUCUGCUUAAAGUUAAAAGAAGUUCAUGUAAAUAAAGAUGAAAUACUUUUUGAAGAGGGAAGCAAGUCAGAUGAUCCAUAACUUUAUUUUAUUCACAGGGGACAUAUUGAAAUUUAUUAUAAGAAUAAAUACAAUUUAGAAGGAAUAACUUUAAAAUGUUUGUCAAAUGGCUAAAUCUUUGGAGAAAAUAGCUUUUUACUCAAUACAGAAAAAUCGGCUAGUGCAAAAGCUGCAGAAUCUUCUAUAUUAUACACUCUUUCUAGGUCUGAUUUCCUUGAUUAGCUAUCACAUUUUACAGCUGAAAAAGAAAAAUUUCACUUUAUUAUCAACAAUUUACAAUUUAGAUAGUCAAAUACAAUUAUCUCAUAGUAAUGUUACUGCUGCCACAGCGAAAAGCACAACAUUAAAAGAUGUCCUAAGCUGCAUUAUUAACCUGACAGAGAUUUGGUCAUUUUAAAAGAAAAUUUUUCAAAACCACAAAGAAAACGCAGGGAAUUCAGAAGAAAAAGAAGAAAAGAAUCAGGCUAUUCUGUGCUAAUUAUUUCUAAACAAUAUCAACUUGAAGAACCAAUUGGGAUACAAAAGGAAAAUUUAGAAUUCCCAGAAAAUAAAGAAACUGAGAAAGAAACACUGUUGUCUGAAACAUCAGCAGACUAAGAAUCUUCAGGUAGCAAAAGUGAGCACAAAGAACCAAUCAAAACUUUAGCAAGCUUAAAGACUUUUAUGCAAGAUAAGAGCCCUCAUAAAUUGAAAGCAGCUAAACCAGCAGAAACAUUUUCUCACUUUCCAAAAGAUGACGAAGAAAUUUAUAGAAUCUAAAGUUAAUAAAGCUAAGCGAAGACAAUGCAAUUUGAUUAGUUUAAAGACUACUAAUCUACUAAUAAUAUAUUAAUUAAAUCCAUAGCUGCUGAGCAAUCUAGUACUCUAAGACCAAGAAAUAUUUUGAGAUAUCAAUAAUAAUAUGCACAUUAGAAUUAAUAUAGACAAGCUAUUAAUAUAGAUAAAUAGAAUGAAGAAGAUUAAAAAGCUAGAGUGAAAGCAAAAGAAUAAUUUAUAAUUCCUAAAAUGUCUUUUAAUGAUGAAGUCUUGAAUACAAGUGACAUUACUUAAGGUGAAUUUGAUGAACAAAGGUACUCGCCAAUAAAUCAUUUACCAAAAUCAAUGCCAUCUUCAAGAAAUUAAUCUAUUUUUUAGAGACCUCUACCCAAUUUAAGUAAAGAAAAUAGUUCUAAAGACUUCCAUUAUUCUAGCACAAUAAGAGAUUUAGUUAAAUUUAAAGAAAAGUUUUAACAAAAUCAUCAAAAGUUAGCUUCAAUAUCAAUGAAUGUCUCUUGUAAAAUGUAAAGAAAAUCUAUUUUGAAGUCAAAUACAACUAAACCCAAUAAUGAUCAAUUCCAAAUUAUUUUAAAAAGUACUGAUCAAUAAAAAUAGAAUGAAAUGCUCUCAUCUGAAAAUAUUGAUAUAAGCGAUAAAAUGAAAUCAUUCAAAUACUUUUAUCCAAACUUCAAUUACCAAAAAAUAAUUUAACAUUAUAACAUGCUCAGCUCAAUAUAAAAUUGUAAAUUACCACAUUAUUUUAACGUUUAUUCCUUUUAUAAUAGAAAAGAUAAAAAUCUUAGAAAUAUGGCUGUAAAGAUAUAAAAAUCAAAACUCAAGCUGUUAUGA
Messenger RNA from Tetrahymena thermophila SB210, 3483 nucleotides. RefSeq names its product cation channel family protein. NCBI's taxonomy places the organism in Eukaryota, Ciliophora, Oligohymenophorea, Hymenostomatida, Tetrahymenidae. The record is from RefSeq and is a predicted model, not a curated record. The transcript has 7 exons.